AGAGCAGCACAGCACAAAGACUCCAUGGUCGGACGUCUGGGUUCUCCAAAGCACACUUCGAGGCCCUAGGAAGAAAGUUUCCCUUCCAUCUUAAAAGAGGCGUGUUAAGCUUGGUGCUGACUACAUAUCCCAGCAUACACCUCACGCGCCUCUUAGACUCGCACAACAUAACUACCAUACCCACGUGCCUUCUGCGGCUGUGCAAGAACCAGAGUUCCGGAAAAGAGAACUACGGUUUCCGACUCGCAUGAUAACUGCGGCGGCGCUAUUUAAGAAGCGUCAGCAAGGAGUAGUCUGGCCACGCCCCUCUCUUCCAGUUCCGCUGUCUCAGAUAAGCGGCGAGAAGCGGGGCGGAGCCCUAGGCCCGAGCCAAGAUGGCGGCUGCGAAACCAACCCUUACGGACUCGCUCUCGUUUUGCCUCGCGCAGCUCACGGCGGCAGCAGGGGAGGGUCAGGGUGGGGAAAAGGACCCAGCUAGCAACGAGACACCCCUGGGCCGCGCGCUCUUAGCUCUCCGCACGCGCCACAUCAAGGCAGCGGGGGGAAUCGAACGCUUCCGGGCACGCGGCGGGCUCCGCCCCCUUCUCGCGCUGCUACGGCGAGCGGCUGCAGCGGACCCCGCCCCGUCCGAGGCAGGUCCUGGCUCCGCCCCCUCGUCGGUUGCGUCAGCUGCUUCUGGUCCCGCCCCUUCCUCUGACUCCACCCACUCUGUUGGGUCGUCGCCUUCGCCGCCAGUGCGCCUGCGCAAGACGCUGGACUUGGCGCUCAGCAUCCUAGCCAACUGCUGUACGGAAGGGGAGUGCCGGGCUGAAGUGCGCAGACUCGGAGGCAUUCUCCCUUUGGUGACCAUUCUUCAGUGUGUGAAGACAGAUAGCAUCCAGAACCGAACAGCCCGUGCUCUGGGGAACUUAGCCAUGGAACCUGAGAGCUGUGGGGAUAUCCACUCUGCUGGUGCUGUUCCUUUGCUCGUUGAGAGCCUGACAGCUUGCCAGGACUCACAGUGCCUGCAGAGUGUGGUGCGUGCCCUUCGCAACCUGGCAGACUCACCGCAGCACCGCCUGGCCCUGGCACAGCAGGGAGCAGUACGCCCACUGGCUGAGCUCCUGGCUGCUGCCCCAGACCCUGCGCUAACCUCAGCCCUAGUCCGUGCCCUCCUGGAACUCAGCCGAGGCUGUUCCCGAGCYUGUGCUGAGCAGCUAAGUCUGGGUGGGGGACUGGGCCCACUUGUCAGCCUGACUUCUCACCCAAAACGGGCAGUACGUGAAGCAACCAUCCUGAUCCUUGCCAACCUGUGUGCCCAGGGCCUAGUACGGCCUGCACUAGGCAAUGCUGGUGGUGUGGAGGUGUUACUAGGUGAGCUCCGGCGGCGUCGAAGCACCAAUGGAGCCAGCUCGGCUUCCCAGCAACCAUUGGUGCGGGCUGUGUGCCUUCUGUGCCGGGAGGCUAUCAACCGUGCCCGGCUUCGGGAUGCUGGUGGUUUAGAGCUGCUCAUGGGCCUACUGCGGGACCCUCGUGCCAGUGCCUGGCAUCCACGUGUUGUAGCUGCUCUUGUGGGCUUUCUUUAUGAUACUGGGGCCCUGGGCCGGCUACAGGCUCUGGGACUUGUACCUCUCCUGGCUGGGCAGCUGUGUGGAGAGGCUGGUGAUGAGGAAGAGGAGGGAACAGAAGCGGCUUCUUGGGACUUCCCUGAGGAACGGACCCCUGAGCGGCCUGAGGCUGGAAGCUUCCGAAGCCUCAGGUCAUGGCUGAUCUCUGAGGGCUAUGCUGCAGGCCCUGGAGACAUUUCUCCAGACUGGUCUCCUGAGCGUUGUCCAUUGCCAGAGCCAGCAGAGCCAGUCAGUCCCACCCCUGGCCAGACCUCGCUGCAGACACCACGUACACUACGCAUGCAGGGUCGUAGCCCUGCUGCUUCUGCUGCAGAGGAGCCUUGGGGACGUGAGGGGCCGGCACUACUGCUGUUGUCACGCUUCUCCCAAGCUCCUGACCCAAGUGGUGCACUUGUGACUGGUCCGGCACUGUGUGGCUUGCUGGCCUAUGUGACAGGUGCACCAGGCCCACCAAGCCCACGUGCACUACGCAUCCUGGCACGUCUCACCUGCAACCCUGCCUGUCUUGAGGCCUUCGUGCGCAGCUACGGUGCAGCGCUGCUGCGAGCUUGGCUAGUGCUCGGUGUUGCACCAGACGAUUGGCCUGCACCACGUGCCCGGCCUGCACUCCAAAGCCAGCACCGGGAACUGGGUGAGAUGCUGCUUCAGAAYCUGACCGUACAGGCUGAAUCGCCCUUUGGAGUCGGUGCCCUCACUCACCUGCUGCUCUCUGGGAGCUCUGAGGAACGUGUAGCCUGUGCACUGACCCUGCCCUUCAUCUGUCGGAAGCCCUCUCUGUGGCGCCGGCUACUUCUGGACCAGGGUGGCCUCCGUCUCCUCCUCACAGCACUUACUCGGCCAGCUCCACAUCCACUYUUCCUCUUCUUUGCUGCGGACUCCCUUUCCUGUCUCCAAGGCCUGGUGUCUCCCACUGCGAGCCCAGCCUUUCCACCUGCAAUCCCCUUGGAUCUAGAGCCACCCUCCCCUUGCCUCUAUGAACCUAUGCUGGGCCCAGCCCCGGUCCCAGCUCCUGACCUGCACUUCCUCCUGGACUCAGGCCUACAGCUCCCUGCUCAGAGAGCUGCCUCAGCUAUGGCCUCCCCUUUCUUCCGGGCCCUGCUGUCUGGCAGCUUUGCCGAAGCCCAAAUGAACCUGGUGCCACUGCGAGGGCUGUCACCCAGUGCAGCCUGGCCUAUCCUGCAUCACUUGCAUGGUUGCCGGGGCUGUGGGGCUGCCCUGGGACCUGUGCCCCCACCAGGCCAACCCUUGCUGGGCUCAGAGGCAGAGGAGGCCCUGGAGGCUGCUGGCAGAUUCUUGCUGCCUGGGCUGGAGGAGGAGCUGGAAGAGGCUGUGGGCCGCAUCCAUCUGGGUCCUCAGGGUGGCCCACAGUCAGUGGGAGAGGUAUUCCGUCUGGGCCGGCCCCGAUUGGCUGCCCACUGUGCACGCUGGACACUGGGGCCAGGGCAGUGCCCAAGGAAGCGGGCCCUGGCCCUUGUGGGGCUUGUGGAGGCAGCAGGUGAGGAAGCAGGGCUCUUGACUGAGGCUUUACUAGCUGUGGUGAUGGGGAUUGAGUCAAAUGGCUAGGGACCCAGCCUAGACUGUUGAUGUCUCUUGGGAGAGGACCUAAAGAUGAAUUGGCUGUGCAGGAGGCCUCCCUCAGAGUAUCACGAGAGAAGCCUGAGCAGAGUUAUCAUCGAGGACUGAAGAGAGGAUGGACCUGGACCUCAGUAUGGUCUGAAGACCCAGGAGUGAGAAGUCAAGGCCAGGGUCUGGGCAUGGGGCCCAGAGGAAGGAGAAGAGCCCAGGGACCCRGGCAUCUGACUUGGCCCAGCACUAUGGGGUUGAGAUUAAAACUUUGCAAUUGAAUA
Molecule: messenger RNA, 3454 nt
Organism: Urocitellus parryii (Arctic ground squirrel)
Lineage: Eukaryota; Metazoa; Chordata; Mammalia; Rodentia; Sciuridae
Gene: Armc5
Product: armadillo repeat containing 5
Biological process (GO): anatomical structure morphogenesis
Cellular component (GO): cytosol
Molecular function (GO): protein binding
Source: RefSeq, a predicted model, not a curated record